GCGAAGAUAAACAUUCGUGUGCUUUCUAGCUGAGAGGGAGGGACAGCUCUAACUAUAACAGCAAAGAGAGGGAAGGAGAAGCAGCGACAGUGGGCAAUAACAACGUACCCAUAAAUAAAGGGUUGCAUUGAACCUGUCGAUAACCAAUUCUGAGGCGACUUUACUGAAGCACGAGAGGAAGAGGCGCAAGGAGACAGCUCCACCAGAAAACCACAGCGGAAGCAUCCCAACCACAACUUUACAAAGGAAUAACAAUGCGCUUCUGACAUGUCUCCUCCUUUACUGAGCAUGAAUGGGGCGAUGUACUUUCCAGGAGAAAUUGAGAUCCCUGAACCGCUGAGAAGUUUACGGAACGCCUGACUUUAUGGAAUGAGAUGUUAUAUUUUUUUAGAACAACAUCCAAUUGUAUUCUGUUGCUAAAGUGAUGAGCGUCUCUCACGCCAAUUUUUGCUAUUAUGGAUUUAAAGUGUUAAACAUUUUCCAACUAUUUACUGUUUGUUUCGAAACUUGCAUGUGACAGGACGUUGCCCAUGGAUAAUUUUGUUAAAGCAUUCCUUUUCUGAGUUUGAUUCGGAACCGAGCGAGAUACCGCCCAUACUUGUGUGAAUAAUUCAUGAAAUUGAACUUGGCUGCUUGUGAAGACAAAAGUUACGACAAUAGGCUGUAAGGGAGGGGGAAUAACAAUUUAAAGUGGUCAAGGGGAUGGCCACUGCGGCUUCCAACCCCUAUCUAGCCAGCAAUAGUAUUUUGUCGUCAGGCUCGAUUAUUCACUCAGAGUCGUUAGGCAGUGGUAUGCAGCCGGGCAGUAUUGCAGUUACCUCAGUGUCUGGCGGAUACCGAGGGGACCCGAAGAUGGUGCAGAGCGACUUUAUGCAGGGUGCCAUGGCGUCUAGUAACGGUGGACACAUGCUCAGUCAUGCCCACCAGUGGGUGACAUCGCUGCCUCACGCCGCCGCGGCUGCAGCAGCAGCCGCCGUGGCAGCUGCAGAGGCCGCUUCGCCCUGGUCAUCCAGCCCCGUCGGAAUGGCGGGCAGUCCCCAGCAGCAAGAUGUCAAAAACAAUUCAAGCAGAGAGGACUUGCAUAGCAGCGGCGCGUUGCACCACAGACCAUCUCACCUGGGAGCUCACCAGACGCACCAAGGGGCGUGGGGUGGCAGUAGUGCCGCUCACAUUCAAACCAUCACCGGAGGACAACAGCCAUCCCAGCAGUCUCUUAUUUAUUCUCAGCCAGGGGGAUUCACUGUCAACGGCAUGCUAAACGCACCGGGGAGUUUGGUCCACCCAAGUUUGGUGCGAGGGGACACUCCAGAGAUGGAACAUGGCAACCACCACCAUCACCACCACCACCAGCACGCCCACCACCAUCACCAACAGCACCACAGCGGGGUGAGCAGCCACGACUCCCACUCGGACGAAGACACACCGACCUCUGAUGAUUUGGAACAAUUUGCCAAGCAGUUCAAACAACGCCGUAUUAAAUUGGGGUUUACGCAAGCUGAUGUCGGCUUAGCGCUUGGCACUCUUUAUGGGAACGUCUUCUCUCAGACCACAAUAUGUCGGUUUGAGGCGUUGCAGCUGAGUUUCAAAAACAUGUGCAAGCUGAAGCCGCUGCUAAACAAGUGGCUUGAGGAGGCCGACUCUACAACCGGUAGUCCUACUAGUAUUGACAAAAUCGCAGCACAGGGCAGGAAACGGAAGAAGCGCACAUCUAUUGAAGUUAGUGUUAAAGGGGCCCUGGAAAGUCACUUUCUUAAGUGCCCCAAACCCGCCGCCCAGGAGAUAACCUCUCUGGCAGACAACCUACAGCUGGAGAAAGAGGUGGUCAGGGUCUGGUUUUGCAACCGGAGGCAGAAAGAGAAGAGGAUGACGCCUCCUGGAGUGCCCCAAACACCGGAGGACGUUUACUCUCAGGUCGGCAACGGGACUUUUUUAAUAGAUUACUUAAAAGAUGCAAGUUUGAACGAUGAACGCGACGACCAGAGGGUGACAGCGACACACUCUCUCCGUCAGAUGUUGUUACAGGACCACACAGGAAUACAGCAGCUAGACAGAUAUGUGGGCUUUAGAGAGGAAGCCAAAGAAGUACCCAGCUGGAACCAGACAAGAUGCCAUCAACAUAUGAUUCCCUUGAGAGAUUGAGUCAACCCUCAACACAAAACUGUCUACAUAAAAGUAUCCGUCACGUCUGCCACACACCAGCU
This is a messenger RNA of Clupea harengus (Atlantic herring), 2201 nucleotides long. It is a transcript of the gene pou3f3a, whose product is annotated as POU class 3 homeobox 3a. Gene Ontology annotation, cellular component: nucleus. Gene Ontology annotation, biological process: regulation of transcription by RNA polymerase II; brain development. NCBI's taxonomy places the organism in Eukaryota, Metazoa, Chordata, Actinopteri, Clupeiformes, Clupeidae. Gene Ontology annotation, molecular function: RNA polymerase II cis-regulatory region sequence-specific DNA binding; DNA-binding transcription factor activity, RNA polymerase II-specific. The record is from RefSeq and is a predicted model, not a curated record.